AUUAGCCAGAGAGAGUGAAACAACAACAGAAACAGAGAGACAGGCCUUUUUAGACAGUCUCCCUCACUUUGUCAUACACAACCGCUUUUCUCUGUGUGAGGCAAGCCAUUCAGCAUGUCACGAGGCAGCUUUGUCUUCACACCCAUGGCCUUGCGUUCUCUUGAACUUGAUGAGGACAUGCUAGAGAGAUACAAGUACAAGAGGCAGAUGGCCUCCCAUCACCUCAGUAGCUAUAUGCUGAAGAAGGAGGCCAGGGACAGGGAACCGCUGAGGUCCAGCACUGCCCUUCCACCAGCUGUGUGCCAAGAUGUGGUCAUCCAGAAUGCUCUGUAUACAGGAAACUUGGAGGCUAUGCAGCACCUUUUUCCUAGAGGAUCCACAGUAAACCUCAUCAUUGAGCCACAGGGAGGGGACAUGCGCUGGGUCGCCAGAGGGGAAGGACUAUGGUCACUGACUUAUGAGCAGGAACUGACCACACCACUUCACAUCACUGCUGGUCGAGGUUUCGCGGACUGCCUGAAACUCCUGCUGCAACGUGGGGCCAACGUAGACCUGGCCCCUGGUGGCACCACUGCCCUCCACGAGGCCUGUGAAAACUGCCAGCCAGAGUGUACCAAACUGCUGCUGAUCCACGGCGCCAACGCCAAUGCUGUCUCUGAAGAUGGCCUUAUGCCUUUGCACGUCUGUACAAGCCCAGAAUCCCUUGAAUGUGCCAAAUAUCUCCUUCAGUAUGGUGCAGCAAUCAAUGGUCGCACUAAUGAUGAAAAUGACACUCCCUUACAUGUGGCAGCCAGGAACGGCCUCUCAGACCACACCGAGCUCUACCUGCGCUAUGGAGCUACUGUGGACAAACGGAACGACGAGGGUCUCUCACCCCUGAACGCUGCUUGUUCUCAGCCCCAGGAGGCGCAGGACCUCCAGCGUUACUUCAAGGUGUGCCAGAUGCUGGUGGGGGCAGGUGCUGAUGUCCACAGUACAGACCAGGACAAACACACUCCUUUGCACAUGGCCUGUAAGAAUGUAAAUCCGGACAUAGUGGACAUGCUCCUGGCUAAUGGUGCCUGUGUUAACAACAUGGACUACGGUGGUGAAGCUCCCAUGCACAACAUCCUGAAGGUGGUGUGCUACAAGAUUUCCCAUAACCCUGAGAGGAUUGUUCGUGCUCUGCUCAACCAUGGUUCUAUUCGGGUGUGGCCUGGAGCUCUGCCCAUGGUUUUGAAGCACUGCUGUGAAUCUCCACGCACCAUCGAGGUCCUUCUGAAUGCCUACAGUCACCUCAAAGUCACAGACACCUGGGUUGAGGCGGUGUCUGCAGAGAUGUUUAAGGAGCACAAGGAGUUCUAUGAGUCAGUCUUCUCCUUGACACUGACUCCUCGCUCCCUGCAGCACUUGGCACGCUGCAGACUCAGGAGCUUCCUGGAGGGCCGAGUACACAAGGUGGUCCCCAAACUUGAUCUGCCCAACUUCAUCAAGAACUACCUGCUCCUGGAGUACAGAGGCUAUAUCCACUGAGAGCAGGCUGUGCAGCCUCAGCGCUGAGACCUGAUGAAGACUUCGCUGCUGCUAAACCUGAAGAGAAUGAUACUCAGAGCUAUUCAGAAACUUUAGCAGUAUGCAUCAAUACUCUGAAUAUUUUUUAAAUACACUUUUAUGCCAUGUGUAAGCUCUUUGGGAGGAAGAAGCAGCUGCUUGUUUUCUGUCACUUUAAUGUCAACAUCAAGCUUUCAGCACAGUCCCAUGUUUGAUUUUGCACCACAAGAGGGAGCUAUAGCCUUGAGUUGACAAAGUAUAUAGCAAGUAUGCAACUGUGUGUUUUGUAUUUUAUUUAUUUUGAGACUUAUCCUAUUUUUUUUUUACUUUUGCACUUGAUAGUAAAGAGACUAACAUGCUUGUAUUUUUAUACAUAAUAAUUGUCAUAGUUUGAUGUUAAUGGGCACUGUAAUGAUGUGUUUUACAUUGAGGACUGCCAUCAAAUAUUUGCAUAAAUAAUCAUUAUUCCCACCGAUAUGAUUGUAAUUAGGCGUUUUAUAUCAAAAG
Seriola dumerili (greater amberjack) is the source of this 2037-nucleotide messenger RNA. RefSeq names its product ankyrin repeat and SOCS box containing 10 (gene asb10). Gene Ontology annotation, biological process: neuronal action potential; intracellular signal transduction; negative regulation of delayed rectifier potassium channel activity. Lineage: Eukaryota; Metazoa; Chordata; Actinopteri; Carangiformes; Carangidae. The record is from RefSeq and is a predicted model, not a curated record. Bases 115 to 1512 code for a protein of 465 amino acids. The transcript has 5 exons. Gene Ontology annotation, cellular component: axon initial segment; synapse; membrane. Gene Ontology annotation, molecular function: transmembrane transporter binding.